UGGCUUCACCUUGCAGACGUCCUCAGAGCCUCUUGCUAACAAGUCUAGCUCGUGAACACCAUGCAUCGAUCAAGUAUUUUCGUAUUGCUUUUUGCUGCUUGCUUCUUUCUCCUGGCCGAGGCUUCGAAGAGAUCAAAACGUGCCGUAGAAGUGUGUCCAUUGGGCUACACUUUGCGUAACGACAUAUGCUACAAGUUGUUUACAAUCAGUCAGACAUUCAAUAAUGCACGCAGCACCUGUCAGGCGGAUGGUGGUGAUCUCGUCUCAAUCACUGACCAGGAGACUCAUGAUUGGGUCGUCACCAAUUUCCAGGGUGCUAAUGACUUUAUCUUCAUUGGCUUCACUGACGCUGUGACCGAGGGAACGUGGGUUUGGGCUGAUGGUACUGAAGAUAAUGGCUUUAAUAAGUGGGGCAGGUUUGCUGGCCGCCAGCUACCAGACUUCGACGACAAAUUCAACUGUGCCGGGAUCAGCUCUCAGACAGAAACAAACGGUGACUGGUUGGAUGGCAAAUGUUCGUCUGAGGUACCUUUCGUAUGCUCAUCACCCAGAAUCCAAUGGAGUUGCAAAUGGGACCUCAGGCUGUACGGCGACAAGUGCUACAAACUGGUUAAAGGUAGAAAGACCUGGGAGCAAGCCAAGCAGAACUGCGAGGCCAUGGGCGCUAAACUCGGCAAGACAGGAACUCUGGCCAGUAUCCCCGACCAGGGAACACAAGACUUUGUAACAGGUUUGAUGGCUGGUAGGAGGUGGGCCCCAUGGGUUGGAGCGAGCGAUGCUGCCGUGGAGGGUACGUGGACAUGGACGGACGGCACAACUUUCAGCUACAACAUGUGGACAGUGAUGGGAGGGGUACAACAACCAGCAGGCGGCGUCGUCAAGAACUGUGCGGCCAUUGAGGGAGUCAAGCGUGGCUUGUUUGGCGGAUGGAAUGAUUUCAAAUGUACCAUGCGUACCUGGUCUGUGUGCCAAGUAGGUGCAAAUGAAGUCGUCGCUCGUUAGGUGAACUUUCAAAUACCGGGUUAGACAAGAUCCAGGAAAUAUUUCAAACAACUGAUAGAGAAUCCUUUUCUGUAGAGAUCGAGAUGACGUUUCUUACACAUUACAGUUGGUUGUCGCCUCGGCUACCAUGCAGCGCAGACGAGGUAAACCUCACUCUGGUUAGUUAUAAAUGACCGAGGAGUCAUUGGUCAAUCAUAUACCCGGUGUUAAAUAUUUAUAGUCGUUAUUUAUUAGCCUGUUGUUACUUCCAUCACAUUGAUAUCGUGUGGUCCCGACUGUUUAGAUGAUAGUUUGAUGAAGGUUACAACGAGAAGACUGUGUCAAGCGGUAUAACUACAUGUAUAUGCGUCUGAAAUAAACACGUAACAUCUUGAAA
Lineus longissimus is the source of this 1378-nucleotide messenger RNA. RefSeq names its product C-type mannose receptor 2-like. Gene Ontology annotation, molecular function: signaling receptor activity. Bases 61 to 1002 code for a protein of 313 amino acids. The transcript has 6 exons. The record is from RefSeq and is a predicted model, not a curated record. NCBI's taxonomy places the organism in Eukaryota, Metazoa, Nemertea, Pilidiophora, Heteronemertea, Lineidae.